AGUGUCACUGGAUGCACAGGGCGAUCGCAUCGGCACGUCGUUUGAGAUAGUCAAUGCGGUCAACGGCCGGCUGCGCUCCAUUGGCUACUGGACCAAAGAGAACGGCCUCUCCUCGUCGCUCGAGCCCUCAUCGACAACCAAGGAUUCCAGCCAAUCGGUGCUGGCAGGCGUCAUCUGGCCCGGCGGGGUUUCAUUUCUGCCACGUGGCUGGUUCCCGCGUGCGCACACACCAUUGAAAAUCGCUGUGCCGUUCAAACAGGACUUCACGCAGUUUGUGCAGAUAGCCACCAACGACACCAUCACUGGCUUCUGUGUGGAGGUCUUUCGGGCGGCGGUGGGGCUGCUACCCUACACGCUGGACUUUGAGUUUGUGCCCUAUGGCGUUGGCAACCAGUCUCUCAGCUACACCGACAUGCUCCGACUUGUUGCAAACAAGACAUUUGACGGGGCAGUAGGGGACAUCACCAUCACACAGGAGCGCCAGCAGCUCGUUCAGUUCACACAACCAGUGCAGUCUGCCAGUUUGUCAAUGGCGGUGGCGCAAGAGCCAACGAGCACGGGGGCGUGGUCAUUCCUGACGCCCUUCUCGCUCACCAUGUGGCUGGUCAUCCUCGCAUCAACCGUCUUCACCGUCUUCGCCGUCUGGUUCCUCGAGAAGAACCAGAACGAGGACUUUUACGCCCACGGCAAGCUCUCCAGCCAGAUCAUCGAUAGUGUCUGGUAUGCGCUCACCACGAUCGUCUUUGCACAAGACAAGCCCAUUCAGACCACCAUGGGCCGCCUCGCCAUGAUGUGCUGGCUCUUCCUCGUGCUCAUCGUGACCGCCAGUUACACCGCCUCCCUCUCCUCCAUCCUCACCGUUCAGAACCUCGCUGCAACCCCUGAUAGCCUUGCUGUGGCAAUCUCUUUGAAGCUUCCUCUCGGUUACCACGAGGGGUCCUUCACCUACAACUACCUCCUGGCCAUCGGCAUCCCCGCUUCAGUGCUGUUCCCGUUGAAAUCCAUGGCUGAGUUCGCGGACGCCCUGGGCUCGGGCAAGGUGAAGGCGGUGAUUGACGAGGCGCCGUAUCUUGAUGUGUUCAACUCGCGCUUCUGCAGCUACACACGGGUCAAGGAGCAGCUCUCCACCUUUAACUGGGGCUUUGCGUUCCACAAGGACAUGCGCGUACCAUACGAUCUCUCCAUCGCCAUUUCAAAGCUGGCGCAGUCGGGGCAGCUGCAGAGCAUGCACGACUUCUGGAUCAAGGGCUCCACCUCCUGCUCCCUCGGGCCCUCCGUCUCCUCCACCAGCCUUGGCCCUGAGAAUUUCUGGACGCUCUUUGUGAUUUAUAGCGCGGUCGCGGUGCUGUGCUGCCUUGUGUACUGCGCGAUGUCGGCUUAUACGGGGUACAGGAUUCUGAGCUACUGCCGGAAGCUGGAGAAGGAGCUGAAGGAAGAACUGGAGGGAAGCAAAGCAGGGUCCAGGAGGGGCAAGGCAGAGGAAGGAAGCACGGAAAGCAGCAAGGGCACGAAGGGUGCAGGCGGGGUGUGGGGCAGCAUUCGCUCGGGGCUGCAGACGAUGAUGGAGAUCAACUUCUUUCACGCGCUGCUCGUGGGGCUGGGGUGGAAGGAUCCCCCUGACGUGCACUCUGCUCUGGUCACCAACCAGCUGCAGCACAUUGACUUUGACAGCUACGGCGCUGCUGCUGGGUAUGGUGGUGGUGGUGGUGCUGGCGGGUAUGGUGCUGCUGCUGGGUUCAACGGUGGUGGUCCUGGAGAGGAAGGGGAGAUAGCGGGAGUGUUUGCCCGAGUUGGUAGCAUGGGUGGGAGGAGUUUCAAGAACGCUGAAGGCAGCACCAGCACCAGUCAACUUGUGAGGCGCCUCAGAAGUUUUGGAGAAGAAGGGGAGAGAGGGGGAGCAGGAUUCGACCGAGGUGGUAGCAUGGGCGGGAGGAGUUUCAAGAAUGCGGACCGACCAACCAGCAGCGGCAGCGGUCAUCUCAAGUCAAGCAAGUCACUCAAGAGGCGGUUCGCCAGGGGAAGCGCGUCGCAGGGAGGUUCUUUCAAAAACGGCGAAUUUAGGGCAGGCUCUCUCAAGUCAACAACCUCAUUCAAAGCAGAUCUGUUCCGAAAGCAACAGUCUUUCCAGCAGUCUAACCUUGGCAAGGAGGGGGCGAGAGAAGCAAGAGAGGCAAGGGAGGGAAGGGAGGGAAGGGAGUCAACGCCAGUCAAGAGGGCAGCGUCGUUCCGGGCAGAGUCAAUGCGGUCAGCCUCGCUCAAACAGUCCAACGCUUUCCAGGGGGGGCCUGUGGCUCGGGCUGGAGGGUUCCGGAGCGCUUCUGUGCCUGGAGGUGAAGGGAUCAGGGAGGUGACGGGAGAGCGGGAGCAGCAGAGGCAGGAGUAUGGGCAGGAAGGGAGGGCGAAGCAGUUUGUACGGCUGGAGAGUAAGAAAGGAAGCUUCAUGAAAGCAGAGAGUUUCAAAAGGCCUGGGUCUGGUGGGACUGGUGGGUCGGGUGGUUCUCGAGAUAGGGAUGGGACUGGAAGCCUGGGUGCAGGAGCGGGCUUGGCUCAGUCGGGCAGCUUGAGCAAAACGGGCAGUUUUAAGAGAUCGGGCAGUGCACUCCGUGCUCCCAGCUUCAAGCGUCCUGCCAGCAGUCGAGAGGAGGGGAGUGAGAGGGACGGGAGUGGGAUAGCAGAGCAGCAGCCGCAGCCGCCGCCGCAGCAGCAGGGGCCGAUAUUGAAGCCCGAGGGGCUGUUUAAGAAGCUAGUCAGCUUUAAAGGGGCUGAGGCUGGGUCGAGCACUGGUGGAAGUUCUGAGAGCACGAGCAGAGGGGGAGUGGAGAGAGGGGCAGGAGGGGGAGCAGGAGGGGGAGCAGGAGGGGGAGCAGGAGGGGGAGCAGGAGGGGGAGCAGGAGGGGGAGCAGGAGGGGGAGCAGGAGGUGCAGGAGCACGGGGAGGAGGAGGAGGAGGAGGGCAAGGGGGUGGGGGAGAGACGAGGCCGGAUAUCAGGUUUGGCGGCAGUGCAAGGGGCAAGUUUGAAGGGGGGCCGGUGUGGCGAUCAACUUGGUGGGGGAAGAAGGGGUGA
Closterium sp. NIES-65 is the source of this 3064-nucleotide messenger RNA. The record is from the annotation of a GenBank genome assembly. Lineage: Eukaryota; Viridiplantae; Streptophyta; Zygnematophyceae; Desmidiales; Closteriaceae.